Molecule: messenger RNA, 1372 nt
Organism: Anopheles maculipalpis
Lineage: Eukaryota; Metazoa; Arthropoda; Insecta; Diptera; Culicidae
Product: opsin, ultraviolet-sensitive
Exons: 5
Coding region: 13-1152 (379 amino acids)
Biological process (GO): G protein-coupled receptor signaling pathway; visual perception
Cellular component (GO): membrane
Molecular function (GO): G protein-coupled receptor activity
Source: RefSeq, a predicted model, not a curated record
CGUCCCUCCGCCAUGGGUAUUGUCCAGCUUGACAAUCAAACCGCCUACCGACCGGAAGCAUUGAUUGGUGCGGACCAAUCGGGAUUGCGAUACCUCGGCUGGAAUGUACCACCGGAGGAGCUGGUGCACAUACCCGAGCACUGGCUUCAAUUUCCAGAACCGGAAGCAUCCCUGCACUACCUGCUCGGAUUGCUAUACAUCGCCUUUACCAUCUUCUCGCUCGUUGGCAAUGGGCUGGUUAUUUGGAUUUUUAUCGCUGCAAAAUCCUUACGGACACCCUCGAACGUAUUCGUGAUUAAUCUUGCCAUCUGUGAUUUCUUCAUGAUGGCCAAGACGCCGAUCUUCAUCUACAACUCCUUCACGAAAGGAUUCACGCUAGGGAACUUAGGAUGUCAAAUUUUUGGUUUCGUAGGAUCUCUUACCGGAAUUGGAGCUGGUGCUACCAAUGCGCUCAUCGCAUACGAUCGUUACAACACCAUUACCCGCCCGUUCGAGGGAAGACUUACCCAAACGAAAGCCAUCAUCUUUAUCUGCCUAAUCUGGGCGUACACCAUUCCGUGGGGUGUGCUUCCGUUGCUAGAAAUCUGGGGCCGCUUCGUACCCGAGGGUUUCCUUACAUCGUGCACUUUUGACUAUCUAUCCAGCACGUUCGACACUCGACUGUUUGUAGGAUCAAUCUUUACCUUCAGUUACGUACUACCGAUGAGCCUCAUCAUUUACUACUACAGCCAGAUUGUGAGCCAUGUCGUCAAUCACGAAAAGUCGCUUCGCGAACAGGCCAAGAAAAUGAACGUAGAAUCGCUGCGAUCAAACCAAAACAAGAACGAUGCCUCGGUUGAGAUCCGAAUUGCCAAGGCCGCCAUCACCGUUUGCUUUCUGUUCGUUGCUUCGUGGACACCGUACGCGGUACUGGCACUGAUUGGAGCGUUCGGCGACAAGAGCCUUCUGACACCGGGCGUUACAAUGUUUCCCGCUUGCGCCUGCAAGUUUGUCGCCUGUUUAGACCCCUACGUGUAUGCUAUUAGCCACCCGAGAUAUCGCAUCGAGCUGCAGAAGCGUCUGCCCUGGUUGGCCAUUACGGAAACGUUGCCGGCUGAGAAUGCCUCAACAUGUACGGAGCAGCAGGACGGAAACGCUACAACGCAAUCGUAAGCGAAAUGCUUACGGGGCAAGCAUUAGACGCAUAGCUCUGGGUAGAUACUAGCAGGCACUGUCAACGAUAUAUACGAUACUAACACAACGCCACGUCUAAUGGACCCGAGCACGGAAACUUCUGUUCUGAAGUGAUUUAUAAUUGUUUCAAAUCAUUUAUUUGUCGAAAUCAUACAAAAACAUUGAAUAAAGAACUUUAAAUGCAAUCUACAAAUCUGGC